Messenger RNA from Sardina pilchardus (European sardine), 1867 nucleotides. RefSeq names its product selenoprotein S (gene selenos). Gene Ontology annotation, cellular component: Derlin-1 retrotranslocation complex; Derlin-1-VIMP complex; endoplasmic reticulum membrane. Lineage: Eukaryota; Metazoa; Chordata; Actinopteri; Clupeiformes; Clupeidae. The record is from RefSeq and is a predicted model, not a curated record. The coding region runs from base 158 to 712 and encodes 184 amino acids. The transcript has 6 exons. Gene Ontology annotation, biological process: endoplasmic reticulum unfolded protein response; retrograde protein transport, ER to cytosol.
UGAGAGACAUAGCAGGCUACUGCUUCUGCGUGGAUGCUAGUUAGGUCUGCCAGAACGCUAACUUCGGAAGUCUUGUUUUAAAACUUAAAGGGAACAACCAGUUUUGUACUGGUAUUUGUCAAUAUUUACAGGGGAAUUUGUUCUGCUCUCGGAGAAAAUGGAGGCAGAAGAAAAUUCAGAUAUCAGAUCAACGCCAGCGUUGAAAAACCAAGAUUUUGGUUUCCUUCAGUCAAACGUUGCUGUGAUCUUGGCAGAUUAUGGCUGGUAUCUUCUAUGCUUGUGCAUUGGAGUUUACGUGGUGCUUCAACACUUGCAAAAGAAGAGGCCUCGUCAGGACCAAAGUUCUACCGAAGAAAAAGAUUCCGUAUCUGUAGUGAGGCGUCAAGAGGCAAUGGAGGCCGCAAGGAAAAAGAUGCAAGAGGAGUUAGAUGCGAAAGCUGCUCUUUUCCUGGAAAGACAACACGAGCUUGAAGAGGAGAAGAGGCAACAGAAGAUCGAGAAGUGGGAGAGUAUGAAAGAAGGAAAGAGUUUCAAAGGAAGUUCCAGGAACACACAGCAGAAUUCUGAUGAAGCCAGUUCAUCAACAGUGCUGAAGCCAAAGUCUGAUAAAAAGUCUCUGCGCAGUACUGAUUAUAAUCCCCUGAGUGGUGGUGGAGGUGGGGGCAGUUGUGCUUGGAGACCAGGAAGAAGAGGUCCAUCAUCAGGCGGAUGAGGUUAAACUUCGUCAGAGGGAAGACACCUUCCUCCUCUGACGUUUUAAAUGUAGGACUGCCAAACUGUUGACUGAGUGAAGCUGUCGCCUCCCACAAUGUUCCAGGCCUAUUGCUCCAAAUCGUAUAGCCUCUCUCUGUUUCUCAUGGUUGAUUUACGGAAAUUCAUGACUUUAACAAGUGCGUCGUCUCCGCUUGCUUUUUAGUAUUCUACUAAAAAGUGUCCAAACCAUUUGCAUUGGCACCGAGGCAGCCUUUUCCAACAGUCUCGUCCCACCCAACAUUGCCUGUUUUCUUUUCCAGCAUUAUGUUUGACCAUUGGUAUGAUCAUGAACUUCAUUUUACCGUUUCAUCUGACAGGGUCACAAAUUUUGUGUUCUGCCGUACCACUCAUGUAGAAACAUAUUGUAAUCUUUAGAGGAACGUAAUGUUUCGACCAGGCAAGAUCAGAGGGAUAUUCUAUGAAGCAAGAUUAGUGGUGGGAAGAGCUUAAAGCCAGUUGUGUGUUCUAAUGUGACAAACAGAGGUAAGCGUAACAAGGCAAUUUCCUCAAAUGUUCACCUCUGCAUGUCAAAUGAAUGCACCUCUGGCUUUUGGCUGUUUCGUAGUAUACCCCUCUGAUAUCUGAAAUCGGUUCAUGUUCCUUAUAGAGGCUCUCUCUCUGUCACCAUAUUGCAUCUUUAUUAAAUUUGAAUGUAUAUCAAUGCAGUUUAGUACUAGAACAGCACUGUAGUCUGUGUCCGUAUUUGGAAACUGUGAUUGUUACAUCAUCAGUUAAUCAGUUUAUUACUUUACUGGACGACUAGCCAUUUUUACUGCAGUAUGGCAUUGUGAGGUGGACAGCUUUUAAAUGACGCCUACCUUGUAAAUGGCAGACAUGCCACUGGGGACGGCUGAAAAUCAGUCAAUGGGUGUGCACAUUUUUUUUAUUCAUUGUAGUUGAAACGUUGCACUACAAAAACAGUAAGACUUAGUUUGCUUUCAAAUGCUGUAUCAAUAAAUUUGACAUCUAUUUGACACCAAUCUAACAGUACAACCAUUUAAUAUAUGUUAUGUUACAGAAUUUGUAUUGCCUAAAUGUUUCAGUUCUUCCAAAUGGUUACCUUUCAUGAUUUGUUUGCACGCAACUAGUUUCACAAUAAAAAUCCUUCAAAUAA